Messenger RNA from Laccaria bicolor S238N-H82, 213 nucleotides. RefSeq lists its product as uncharacterized. NCBI's taxonomy places the organism in Eukaryota, Fungi, Basidiomycota, Agaricomycetes, Agaricales, Hydnangiaceae. The transcript has a single exon. The record is from RefSeq and is a predicted model, not a curated record. The coding region runs from base 1 to 213 and encodes 70 amino acids.
AUGCCCAGUCCACUGGACUCUCACUGGACUACAAGCCACUUUCCUGAGUCCAGUCCCAGUCCAGUGGACUAUGAGUCCAGUCAUAGUCCACUGGAUUCCACUGGAGUCCAGUGGAUUCAAGUGAUUCCAGUGCAUUAUUGCUUAUUACUUAUUAAUUAUGAAUACUACAAAAAAGCGAAAAUAGACUGUGCAAUGAACAAGCCCGGCAAAUGA